AUGAAGCGUGGGCACGAGGCUAAUGACGGCCACGAGCAGUCAAAACGUUUGCGUCGCUCUCGCUGGGGCGACACUGACGACGAGAAAGAUACGUCAACAUCUACAAGUCAAACGUCUGCAAGUCCUAAAGCUUUAAGUGAUAUUGUAAAGCGACUGUCGAGUGUCGUGAAGGAAAAGACGACGCCCGAAGAGCUCCAGAUUGCAGCCACGCGGCCUUUAAUUGGAGCAAGUGGUCAAUUGGAUGCACAAGCUGCAAGAGCACGAGCUUUGGCUCAGGCGAGUCUAUUGUCACUAAAUCUACCGGGUACGAAUGUCUCACCUAAUGACUUGGCACGACGAUUGUACAUUGGCAAUCUAUACUAUGACCUCAAGGAGGAAGACAUUCGCAACGCCUUUGCGCCGUUUGGAGUGAUUCACUCGAUUGACUUGUCAUUGGAGCCCGGUGCAUCACGUUCAAAGGGGUUUUGUUUUUUGGAGUAUGAUGACGUUCUAGCAGCUGAAAGUGCUGUACAAGUGCUUAAUGGAACACCGUUGGCCAACCGAACUAUGCGAGUUGGUCGACCGCAUCGUGGAAAUACAAACCCGAAUGAUUCGCUCUCGAUCGGACAAGAGGCAAUUAAGAAUGUACCGACCAAGUGCGUCUACAUUGCUAACGUUCGUGCGGAGCUACAUAGUCAGCACUUGGAGAGCAUCUUCUCUCCUUUUGGAGCUGUUCGUGCGUGUGUCAUGGCGGCGAUCUCACCCGUGGAACCUGGACUGCACCGCGAAUAUGGCUUUAUGGAGUUUGUAGAGGAGAGCUGCGCACUGAGUGCGAUUCAGCAUAUGAACGGUUUUGAACUAGCUGGUCAACCACUUAAAGUGGGCAAGGCGAGUGAGGCAGCUAUGUUGCUUAACCUUGCCACUAGCCAGGACAAGGUAGUGCGCGACGGCUCAGGUGUCACAGUGGAUGGGGCCAAUGGAGUAGCCGAGCCGGAAAAAAAGACGAUUUUUGCUGAAGAUGACGUCGAAGGCGUGAAAGACGUCGCAGAUGGCGACAGCAAGUGCUGUCUCUGCUUAGUGAACCUCGUAAACUGUGGUGAAGUGGACGACGAGGUCGAGGACGAGGUGCGUGGCGAAUGUGGCAAGUUUGGUACCGUCAAGAAAGUGGUAAUCCACGAGCUGGCAGACCACGUGCGCGUGUUUGUGGUGUUCGAAAAUGCAGCUGGAGCUUUGAAGGCCAAGCAGGCUUUGCACGGUCGAUUUUUUGGUGGGAAUCAGGUACAGGUGCACAAGUAUUCGCUGCAUGAAUUGGAGCAGCAGCGUUACACGAGUGGAUUUCUGUAA
Messenger RNA from Peronospora farinosa, 1323 nucleotides. The record is from the annotation of a GenBank genome assembly. NCBI's taxonomy places the organism in Eukaryota, Oomycota, Peronosporomycetes, Peronosporales, Peronosporaceae.